Messenger RNA from Bombina bombina (fire-bellied toad), 1446 nucleotides. RefSeq names its product FA core complex associated protein 24 (gene FAAP24). Gene Ontology annotation, biological process: interstrand cross-link repair. The record is from RefSeq and is a predicted model, not a curated record. Gene Ontology annotation, molecular function: chromatin binding. NCBI's taxonomy places the organism in Eukaryota, Metazoa, Chordata, Amphibia, Anura, Bombinatoridae. Gene Ontology annotation, cellular component: Fanconi anaemia nuclear complex. The coding region runs from base 402 to 1055 and encodes 217 amino acids. The transcript has 5 exons.
AGUAUUGUGUCUUAAAAGAAAAGUGCACACCUUGUAGUUACAAGACUUUAUGUUACAAUCUCAGUGUGUUUACUGUCACAUUAAUAGAACCUGACCACUUGGGGGAAAAUAUCCAUUAACAGUAUGGGAAAUAUUUUUUUCCAUGAUUGAGCAAGGUAAAUCGCAUCCUCAGAAAAAAAAAAAAAAAACAAGGUCCAUUUACAGGAUGGGAAGUAGUCAUAACAGGAAACUAACGUAUGACCCGCCUGCCUGUGACUCUGACUUAUUUUCUACUGGUUAAUCCUUAUUGAUUGACAGCGUUUAUGUUUACUCUUCUUGAGUCCUGGUCUGCUCUGCUGUCUUAUUUCAUGUGUUGGAGCCAGAGGAUAGUGAUGAGUUCUAUAGUACUGCGCAGAAUUUGAAUGGCAACAAAUGAGAGCACUCCUAUUCGUGCAGGGGCUUCUUCGGUACCUUAUGGACAUGUAAUUGGAAGCGACAAAUGGAGAGGGACGGAACUUGCUCAGUUAUUACAAGGAAAAGUGAAGCUUGUGUUUGAAGAUGGAUUGGGAUUAGUGGAUUUCCAUCUCCCCAAAAGAACUUGUAUACUUUAUAUAUCAGAAAGUGACUUAGUGUCUGGAAGCGCCUUUAAAAGGAGACUUGUUCGUUUUAGAAAAGCUUGUAAUCUGAGCAGCAUUGUGAUAGUGGAGAAAACACGACUAAGUGACCAGUAUUUUCCUCCUGUGCAGAACUUUGUUGUGCUUGAACUUGGAAUGUCAUUACUCCCUGUGACCAAUCAAAGUGAAGCCGCUCAACUUAUUUUUCAUCUAGUUCAAGAACGUAGUAAAGAAGGGAACAGUAACCCUUUCAUUCUUAAAAAGCGUUCACAACUUUCAGAACCAUCCAUUCUACAGACUGUACAGAAAAUUCCAGGAGUCGGAAAGGUGAAAGCACAGCAGCUCCUGUUGUAUUUCCCAAGUAUCAACCAGCUUGCUAACGCCUCUGUGACAGAGCUGGAAACUGCAGUGGGACGGGGCAUUGCAAGUCAGGUUCAUUCAUUUUUUAGACAAACUCAAUGACAGCGGGACCAGCAAUCUUAUUUCUAUGGCAAAUCAAUGGAGUAAUUAAGAAUAUCUUCCAGAGAAGCUGUCUUUAUUUGUGUUAUACGUUGAGGUUGGGCAAGUCUUUUUAAUGUAAGGCCCUCUUUCCUUUCUACCUCUGGCAGUACAUUAAUAUGCUUGAAUUGGUCAGCAUAACUAUUUUUGUCAAUUAGAUCUGGCAGAUACAAGUCCCUGCCCAACUUUUUUACCCUCUUGUUGCUUUAUUAAAUGUAUUAUUUCUCCUGAAUAAUCCAUAUCCUAUAAAACAUUCAUUAAAUUGUUUGCAACCACUAAGUUACCUUUACAGUGUUAACUGUUUGUCAUUUUUGAACAUUUCUAUAAUAAAGUGUAUUUGGGGAAAAUAUCAAAA